This is a messenger RNA of Eucalyptus grandis, 378 nucleotides long. RefSeq lists its product as uncharacterized. The record is from RefSeq and is a predicted model, not a curated record. NCBI's taxonomy places the organism in Eukaryota, Viridiplantae, Streptophyta, Magnoliopsida, Myrtales, Myrtaceae. The transcript has a single exon. The coding region runs from base 1 to 378 and encodes 125 amino acids.
AUGGAUAACUGGCCGUUGCUCGGCCGCCUAAGAAGAGCAGUCCACAAGGUGAGGUUUCUAUUGAAUUUCGACCUCCACCGGUGGAUUUCCAACUCCGCGACGGGGCGGGGCCCUUCAAGCAAGCGGCUCCUGAGCUUCAGCAACCCCUCGGGCUUGCGGGCAUGCGCGUCAAUGGACGAUAAAGAGUACCAAGACUCACCGGGCUCUUCGAGAGGGUCAGGGCUUCAGAGAACGAUAAGUUAUCCCUCCGAGGACGAUGUCGACAGUAGAGCUGAGAUGUUCAUUACUAACUUCCAUCGCCAGCUUCAGCUGGAGAGGCAGAUUUCUAUGGAUCUCCACUAUUGCCGGGGAAAUAGCUUCGGGUCGAGGUCGCCGUGA